Molecule: messenger RNA, 1051 nt
Organism: Dendronephthya gigantea
Lineage: Eukaryota; Metazoa; Cnidaria; Anthozoa; Malacalcyonacea; Nephtheidae
Exons: 5
Coding region: 570-1031 (153 amino acids)
Source: RefSeq, a predicted model, not a curated record
CUUUAUGUUAUGAUCUCAAAGAGUUAUAUCGGAAGUAAUAAUGGCCAAGGAAAAAUGAAACUUCAUCAAAGAUACAGGCUAAUACUCAUGAACACGCGUUAGCAUAUUCUGUAGACAAUUUAAACCCUAAACCUCGGCUUGAAAAUCCUGCCAAGAUUUUUUUUAAGCAUGUUCAGGCACACAACGUUUGACUAUUUCAAAACCACUUGAGGACACUUUAUUAUCUAUACUUGUAUGUAAACUAUUUGGAGCACAUCGAUAGGUCAAGUAGCUUAAUUUCAAACGAAACCAUAAGUAAAAUACAAAAGAAAAUGUAGUUAUAACGACAAAAAAUCUGUGUUUCAAGCUGGGUUUCACCGCUUGGCAUUGGGUAUUAGUUCUUAGAUAAAUUCUUACACAACUUUGCAAUGACAAAGGGUUUAGAGUGAACAAAACGUUUUGAUUAUUCUUUGUUAGUGUGUAAGAAACAAAAAUCUUACACAGCGCCGCAUUUGCAAACAGAGCUCUGUCGGUAAUAAUAAAUCAUUACACACAAUCGUGAAGUGAAGGCAGGACUGAAAUUUUCAACGAUGAAGAUUCAAAUAUUACUGUGUUUGGUUCUUAUUUCUUUCACUUUUGGAGAAAGCGAAAAAGAAGCGAAGGUGCAAAAGCUUAUUGUUGAAGAUGAAAAAGAUGAGACAUCUUCUUUGCUUGAAGUCAACAAUGACGGACCACCAAAAGGAUUUUGUCAAUGGGGAGUCGGUGUAACUCAUAAACCUGGGUAUGAGGUCAGAUGCAGCUGUAUGAAAUGCAUAUGCUUGAAUAUUGGAAAAUGGGAUUGUGUUUAUCAUUUCGCAUACUGUCCAUUCUACUAUUGUGGUAACCAGGUUUACGAUCCUCUGAAACAGGUUUGUUGUUGUGGUAAAAGAUACGACAGAAAAGCGCACUACAGUUGCUGUGGUUACCAGUACUACGACACGAAAAUCUCAAAAUGUUGCAACUACUUCUCUGUGAAAGCAAGGAAAGAUAAUUGUCCGCGCGACAAAAUUUAAUCGCAAAUAUCAAAAGAAAU